Messenger RNA from Salvelinus namaycush (lake trout), 2235 nucleotides. RefSeq names its product NADH dehydrogenase [ubiquinone] 1 alpha subcomplex assembly factor 4-like. The coding region runs from base 38 to 574 and encodes 178 amino acids. The record is from RefSeq and is a predicted model, not a curated record. The transcript has 3 exons. Gene Ontology annotation, cellular component: mitochondrion. NCBI's taxonomy places the organism in Eukaryota, Metazoa, Chordata, Actinopteri, Salmoniformes, Salmonidae. Gene Ontology annotation, biological process: mitochondrial respiratory chain complex I assembly.
AAUUGUUGGACGAACUUCACCGUUCCCAGAGUUGAUUAUGUCAAACAUGGGGGCACGCGUUGCACGGUUGUUUAGGAACUUUAACUUAGAAAACCGGGUACAUCGUGAGAUCGGGAAGGCAAAACCUGAAGCGGCACCUCGACAUCAGACCCACAUUGAUCCUGUUCAGAGUACACAGGUUACCGAGAUCUCUGAUGCCAUCCACAAGAGAAACGACCCUCUACUGGGGUUCCUGAAGUCGGUUUAUGUGGAAUCAAAGGAUCCUACAGAGGCUCCAAAGGAGGUGACUGAGGAGAAAGAGGAGCGCAGGCCUCUAAUUUUCAGCCUACCUGGGGACCCCUAUGGUAUUGUUGAGAUCAUUGAUGUCCCUAAAGGCAAACUGUCUAUUAUUGAGGCCCUCCAAGCUCUCAACAAUCAUAAGAAUGCUCCCCAAACAUGGACAUUGGACAAGGUCGCCCUGGAGUACUCUCUUGACUUGAAAGAUACUAAAGCACUUCUGGAGCAUUUCAUCCCCUUCGAGGUUAAGAUCAUACCACCAAAGACAGAGGAUGCAAAGAAGAUCAAAGAUAUCUAGGACGAAGAUGCAUUAUUCCUGGUCUUUAAACACAACAGCCAAGUGUAUUAAUUAUUUAUGUUUGUUGUCCUCGUCCAAAUGAAACUGCAAUAUUUGGAGUUCUACAUACUGUAAUGAAAUGAGGGAGAAGCAUGAGGUUUUGAGGCAUGAUUUGAAUGCAUGUUGACGUUUAUUGUCAUGAAUCUUGUCCUGGAGGCAAGAUGUGAUUUCCGCUAGAUGUCAAAAUUGGCUAUAUAUUAAUUAAGACAAUUGGAUAUUUGGUUAAGGUUAGGUUUAAAUCAGAUUUUCUGGCUGUGCCAGCUAGUGACCACUCUGCAGAGCUGCCUCCAGGGCAAGAUUCAUGACAAUAAAUGAUAACCUGCAAUUUGAACCCAGUACCCUAGGGUCCAGAGCUAGACAUGUUACCACUGCUCCAAAAAUAUGGCGCCCUUGUGGAGGUGGUAAUCAGUGUUAUAAACACCAAGGUUGUAAUAAUAAAACAAUCAUAUAAUUUGUGACAUCUUUCAAUACACAUUUACUAAUCACAUUAAAGAUGAAAUCUGCAGAAGGGGGAAAUGGCACCACUGGCCACCCCACCAUCAUUGUUAUCGUUUUUGCCAAACUGCGGAGCAUCAGCAUAGUAAAAAAAUAAAUCGACAUAUUGUGCUCCUCUAUCGCGUGUGCAAUGAUGUCUGAGGGGAGAAAACGGUGUUUGUUGUUUGCAGUAACUUUGUUGUAAUAUCGCAAAUGGACGUGGCUGUUUCCCCAUUAAGGAUUCCUGCUUUAACCAUUUAGGCCUAUAUUAUAUAGUUAUGACUGAUAGCUAUGAUAUUUGGCCUGCAAAUGAAUGAAUGAUUAUUGACAAAGUACUUUUAUUUAAGGGCUUCAUCCCUGUAUGUUGAGUCAUAAGGCUACAUGUUCACAUACAACUGACCCCGUGGUAAAUGGAUCCCAGUUACAAAACUGGUUCUAGAUGCUAGUAAGUUGUCACUUAGCAGUUGUGCAUCUCUCUGCAAGUAUCAAGCUACUCUUCUCUUUAAUUUGACAUUUAUAUAAACAAAUGUUCUGUAUGUUUGUCAAUCCUGUUACAAGAGUGGAAAUCAUUUAAUAUAUUUGACUUGUUUUUGUCUUCCAUGUGUGCCCCCAAUGUGUCAUGAUAUGUAAACCUCCAGUGUGUAUCAAGUGAGGACUGCAGUUUGCAAUGACCAGUGAAUGUAUCUCUGUGUUCGGCGUGGGGAUAUCCUGGCAAGAACUUCUAUAGUUUAUAUAUAAAUGCAUUGCUGGGCCAUUUCAUGAAAGAGUGAAUAAUCAGGAUGCCAUUAUUUACUUGUCACUAAUGUUGAUGAAGAUGUGAAUUAAAGGGAUGUUUGAGAGACAUUUAAUACAUUUGAAAUGUAAUUAAUGUGUAAAUAAAUGGAUUUAUUGUGGAAGGGGGUGCCCAUGUAAUAAAAAAAGUAUUGUAGUGUUCAUACUUUGACAUGGCUAACAGUGUCAUGUUCUGUGGCCUACUCCACAUUGUGAUUAAGUUAUAAACUCUUAUUUAUUCAUGAGAUAUGAGUAGUGGGUUCUUUGUUGAUUCAGUAGCAAUUUUGUGAGGUUACUUUGGUUUAAUGGUCUCAGUUUUCACAGCUUGCUGCAAAUGCACAUUUUUUGCAAAAUAAAGGACAUUGUUUUUAAAAGUU